Molecule: messenger RNA, 1126 nt
Organism: Aspergillus aculeatus ATCC 16872
Lineage: Eukaryota; Fungi; Ascomycota; Eurotiomycetes; Eurotiales; Aspergillaceae
Exons: 2
Coding region: 213-1112 (299 amino acids)
Source: RefSeq, a predicted model, not a curated record
UCGAUCCAUUUGCAUCCGCUCCCAUCCCGGGUCAUGACAUCCCCAAAGUAGCGAUGGAUGACCGAAGCUUGCAUUAUCUCGGUUAAAACAAGAUCUCUGCCUUUUAUUGUUCGUAUCGUGCCGCAUAAACUUUCCCAUUGUUUUCGGCCGCAAACCUUAGAACACAAAAACCCGACCACAUACAUAUAUCGAUUGGUGUCCUCCGAGACAAGAUGACCGCGUCCCUCUCCCGAGACCUGGAGAAACUAAACCUGAGCGGCGGUGCACCACCGCCCAGCAAAGCGGCGAUCGAGCCCUUCCGCUUCUUCGACCUACCCUCGGAGAUCCGGCUGCGCGUCUACCACUACGUGCUGUUCACGCCGAAGCGGCGGCGGACGGUGCGCGCGGCGGGCAGCGUCGGGGCAUCAUCGAAGAAGAACCCGCCGCUCGCCCCAGCGUCGCACCGGAUCGCGCUCUUCCUGGCGUCGCGGCGCCUGCACGACGAAGCCGCCGACUACUUCUACUCGACGCAGGUGUUCCGCCUGUUCCACCUGCAGGAUUACUCGAAGAUGCCGACGGUGCGGGCGAUCGCGUCGCAGUACCGGCCCUCCAUCGCCACCAUCGAGCUGAUCCUGGGCUCCAGCUGGACCGACCCCCCGACCGCGUGGCGCGUCACCCCGUCCCUGGGGCUGGAGGAGAUGGUCCGCAUCCGCACUUUGAAGGUGUUCCUGGAGGUCGACCCCUCCCACCCGGUUUUCGAGGGCUUCCGCAUCUCCCGCGACUUCUACACCAACUUCUCCGGCAACAUCCUGCACGAGGUCCUCGCCCGGCUGCCCAAUCUCGAGUACGUCGAGUUCGACGCCUGGCCCUCCGUGCGCAAGAGCGGCGGCCUGAUGAAGCGGCUGCUGCACGAGGCGCGCGCGGCGCGGAAGAAGAUCGCCUGGGGCCCCGACCGCGGGUGGACGGAUUACGACGGCGAGGAGUUCGACGAGGACGCCUACGGUCUUAAGGCCCAGGAAGCAAAAGCGGAGGAACACCGGGCACAGCAGCUCGCCCGCUUGAAGGCCAUGAUGCCGGCGGGCUUUGUACCGGAGACGCUCAUGCCGGAGACGGCUACGGUUGUCGAAUCGUGACGAGAGACGAUUAU